Capsicum annuum is the source of this 2038-nucleotide messenger RNA. RefSeq lists its product as uncharacterized. The transcript is spliced from 4 exons. The record is from RefSeq and is a predicted model, not a curated record. Bases 1111 to 1677 code for a protein of 188 amino acids. Lineage: Eukaryota; Viridiplantae; Streptophyta; Magnoliopsida; Solanales; Solanaceae.
AAGUUAAAAGUUGGCGUGACGCAAUCUAAUACACACGCAAAGGUUAAAGUUUCAAAUGGUACAAGAAACGAAUCUGGCAAAUUACCCAACUGUCAACAUUAUAUGCACAGAUCUCUCUCUAGAUAUAACAAAAUAACCCCCACCGAAGACUCUUAAAAACCAUUUAUUAGCAACACUUGUUUGUGUUUUGGUGUUACUAUUGUGCUUAUCUACAUUGAAUUGUUCAUUAAUUACCCUAAUCUUGAAAAAUAUAACCGAAAGUUUUACGUUUUGGGUAUUCAAGAAUUCCACCUUUUUCAAAGAUUUUGAGGACACUGAUGUGGAUUCUUGAUUUAUUGUGAUGGUUUUGGUAUUUCAAGAAUUGGGUUGUUGGAAAAGUUGUGAUCUUUGAUUUGGGGUUGUGAGAAUUUUGUGUUUCUUGGUUUAAGUGGGCAUGUAGUGUGAGAAUUUGGUGUUGUUUUUCGUCUUUUUGAUAAUAUGGGGUUUUAGAUAUAGUUGAGUUUUGAUUGAAUCUUGAUUCAAGCGGGAAUGUUGGGUGUCAGGUGAAUGAAUGAGCUGAGACACUGUUUGGUAUAGUCUUGAUAUUUCAAGAAUUGGGUUGCAAUAAAGUUGUGAUCUUUGAUUUGAGGUUUGGAGAAUUUUGUGUGUUUUUUGGAUAUGGGGUUUUAGAAAUUGGACCAUAUAGUUGAGUUUUGUGUGAAUCUUGGUUGGGCAUGUUGGGUGUCAGGUGAAUGAGCUGCAAUAGUGUAAUCGUAUUGCCAUUUCAAGAAUUGGGUUGUCAUAAAGUUGUGAUCUUUGAUUUGGGUUUGUGAGAAUUUUGUGUUUUUUUGAUUGAUAUGAGGUUUUAGAGAUUGGACAAUAUAGUUGAGUUUUGAUUGAAUCUUGAUUUAAGUGGGCAUGUAGGUUCAGGUGAAUGAGCUGCAAUUUUGGGUAACUGGAGAGAAUCAGUUACUUUUUUUGUUGUUAUAUAGUUGGCAUUGUUUGAUUCUUUACAAGUGAAUUUGGGUUUGAUAUUUGUUGGAAUCUUUGGUUGGGUGUAGCUGGCAUGUUUGGUUGCUUCAAGGAGUUGAAAUUUGUUGAUUUUUUAGCUAUAGAACAAUUUUGUUGAGUAUGUCUGGUGGAACACCUGUUAGUAAUGGUGGAUAUGUGAGGCAAAGGGUUAGUCAAGGAUAUGGUUCGAGUAGUGAUGAUCUUGAGGAUGAUGCUUGUUCUAGAUUUGUAUCACCAUCACAUUCCUUUCUGAGGACGAGAACAUGGACUGAGAUUUUAGAGAAUUUUCUUUGGAUUGCUUCUGCAGUUUUCAUUGUAUACUAUGGUGAUCGGCAUCAUAAUAUGAUAUUCCUUAUGUGGCAUGAUGAUCGAAUUAGGAGAAUACCAUUAUACAUUGGGAUGUUUGGUGUUGGUUUGAAUGUUUUAUUUUUCAUAUAUACAAGUAUAUUGGCUUUGGGCGUCCGGAAGUCCUACGAGAUGUGGGAGAUUUCCAGUACAGCUGCACUGCCCUUCAUCACUAUGCUUGGGAUCCUAUCUUUCCUCUUGUUUUGUUAUGCUCUCUGGCCGAUAUGGAGCUUGUUGACCCUUCCUCUUGUGUUCACUCUAUUCAUGGCUUGCAUGGUUAUAAUGCCAUAUUUGGUUCUCGGGAGAUUCAAGGCGCAAACUGAUUUGCUUCGUACAGAUUAGACACGUCGUUUUAACAAGGAUAGUUUUACAUCUCACUGACUUUAGCUGAAGGCAUAUACGAGUUAUGAACGAUUCAAGAUCCAUUUCAGUUGUUCAAAGUUCGUUUUUUGAACGAAUAGUUUUGGAAUGAAGUAAAUAUUUGUAGGUUUUGAUGAGAUAGUGUUUCAGAAGUGCAUUGGAUUGUAUAAGAUUUUGCAACAUACAUGCUGAACAAGAGUGAAAUUGUUCCACUCAUGAACUAUGCAAUCUUGUAAUGACUAGUUCUACCACUUCUUUUUUCUUGAUGAUUGAGAAAUUUUUGAGAGUUGGUGGCAUGCAGAACAAUUUUUGGUGUAUUUGGUGUAAAAUUAGUUCGCCUUGA